AUGAAUUUUCGCAACUUUUUGGUUUGUGUGUUGGCUAAGCAGAAAUUAGGAAGAGCGGUUGUGAUUUCUAUUGGUUCUUUAUUUGGCGAAUUCUCUUCGAACGGAAUGUCGGGUUUCUCGCUCGGUCAAAAGUUAGAAAGCGAAUUUGAGUACAAUAAUUGUGUUAAAGAUGCGGAUAUCUACAUACGAAUGGGUAAGAGUACUUUGGUUCUAAAGCGCAAAAGAAUUCCUCCGGAAACUGUAUUCUAUCCUUUCUGCUCAGUUGAUCCUAACCUGCAUUACGGGAGCUAUCCUACUUUUUUUCAAGGAACAUUUAUCACUUUUCUUGGCAGAAAAGUAAGAUACUUUGUCAUUUUGACGCAGUACAGUCCUUUUGCUCUUUUUUCGCUCAUGGUCCUCUCCUUUGCGCUAUUGAUAUCAAUGUUUUACAAACGAUACGAGAGUCCAAUAAAUUUUAUUUUGCUAUUUAGUUUCGUAUUUGUUCAUUUUGACUUGGCAAUUAUUUUGCAAGCAUUCCUGAUUACUGCGUUUCUCACCGUUGGUCUAACUCUCUAUACUCUACAAACAAAGCGUGACUUCUCCCCUUGGUCGGCCUGUCUUGGCGCUCUACUAAUGGCUCUCCUUGUUGGUGGAAUCUCGAAUAUGUUCUUUGCUUCCUCCACAAUUCACCUUGGUUUAUCGAUCUGCGGUGCCUUUCUUUUCGCGUGCUUGUUGAUCUUUGACACGCAAAUGAUAAUGCGGCGCUUUUCUGCGGAGGAAUACAUUGCUGCAUCCAUUACCCUCUACUUGGAUAUUCUCAACCUUUUCAUCUAUGUUUUGCGUGUUCUACAGGCGGCCAAGAACGACUAG
This is a messenger RNA of Hydatigera taeniaeformis, 849 nucleotides long. NCBI's taxonomy places the organism in Eukaryota, Metazoa, Platyhelminthes, Cestoda, Cyclophyllidea, Taeniidae. The record is from the annotation of a GenBank genome assembly.